Molecule: messenger RNA, 1086 nt
Organism: Closterium sp. Naga37s-1
Lineage: Eukaryota; Viridiplantae; Streptophyta; Zygnematophyceae; Desmidiales; Closteriaceae
Source: the annotation of a GenBank genome assembly
AUGCCCUUUGCACCAUGCAUGCCCCAUCCGUCCACCCCCCCACAGCAUGCUCAAUGUGUUAUGCUCUCCUGCUCCAUAUCCAUGCACCCUCCUUAUGCAACUCCCUCCCCAUGCGGUCCCCAGGGAGUGGGCGGGGUGCCAGAGCGAGCCACAUGGCUGCUGGAAGUGGCUCGCCGGGUGGAGGACAUGGGGAGGCUAAGGAGCAGGCCAGAGGACCAGCUCGCAUUGGCCUCAUAUGCACCGCCAUCAGCAGCUGCAUUGCUGCUGCCCGCCAGAGGACCAGCUCGCAUUGGGCUCGUAUGCCCCGCCGUCAGCAGCAGCCCUGCUGGACCCCCAUGCUCCUCCAUUUCUCGUCUCCUGUUCCCUCAACACUUCUCGUUUCCCAUCCCCAUUCCCAGGCCAGAGGACCAGCUCGCAUUGGGCUCGUAUGCACCGCUGUCAGCAGCUGCUUUGCUGCAACCCUCGUCCUUCCCGCCCCUCUUCUCGCCCGACCUGCUCACCCGCGCCAAAGCUGAUGCUGCUGCCAGGCGCAGGGACAACAGGGCCAACAUGAGCGGCAUAGAGGAGGCGCGGCAGCGGCUGGUGGAGCUGCGGGAGAGGAAGCAGCAGAUCCACGAUGACACCAUCCUGCUGGCCGCUCAGUGUGUGGUGGACCCUCUGCGCGACCAGAGCCAGCAGCACACAGCAGCUGCUGACGCCAAUCUGACCGCUGCUGUGCAGCGCUACCUCUCUCUUGCUAACGAGGUCGCUUAUAAAGUGGACAGGGACCUACUCCCCUGGAUGCAGCGCAACCCCCCUCCUCGCCCCAUCAAGAUCGGCCCUCGAGCCUCCGCUGUGCACUCACAGCACUCCGCUCUUCUCAAGAUCCUGGCAGGGCUGCAGGUGGUGCAGGCAACAGCACCAUCUCUUCAUGAGGCAGCCACUGUGACAGCCGGCACAGCCACGCCGCAGGUGAAGGCGUGGUGGGGUGCGGUGGCAGCAGCGACUGCCAGCACGGAGGAAAGCAUUCAGUCUCUCCGCUCCGAGAUCUCAGCACUGACUGCCCCGGCCCAGUCACAGUUACAGGGACAGCCACGCCGCAGGUGA